Messenger RNA from Dipodomys ordii (Ord's kangaroo rat), 255 nucleotides. Its product is annotated as pre-mRNA-splicing regulator WTAP-like. NCBI's taxonomy places the organism in Eukaryota, Metazoa, Chordata, Mammalia, Rodentia, Heteromyidae. The annotation marks the transcript as partial. Gene Ontology annotation, cellular component: nucleus. Gene Ontology annotation, biological process: regulation of alternative mRNA splicing, via spliceosome. The record is from RefSeq and is a predicted model, not a curated record. The transcript is spliced from 2 exons.
AUGGCUUUUAGUACCAUUAAUAAAAGCAAUCUUAAUGUCACACUAAUAUGGACUUGUUUUUAUACUAGAUGGAAACAGUAUGAAGCAUACGUCCAAGCUUUGGAGGGCAAGUACACAGAUCUUAACUCAAAUGAUGUAACUGGCUUAAGGGAGUCUGAAGAAAAACUAAAGCAGCAACAGCAGGAAUCUGCACGAAGAGAGAACAUCCUUGUAAUGCGACUAGCAACCAAGGAACAAGAGAUGCAAGAGUGUACU